AUGCUCCCGCGAGCGAGCAGCCGCUUCCUCCCGGAGAUCCCUCGCCGCAGGUCCCCGCACCGCCGCGCGCACACGGCCAGCGCGGCGCUGCAGUGGCUGGAUGACGAGCUCACCACGCUCGCCCGACCACCACCCGUGCCCGGGCCCGGGGUCGACGCGCACGCGUGCGCCAGGCUCCUGCAGGGCUGCGUGGCGCGCGGCGACGCCCGGGGCGGCCGCGCCGUGCACGGCCACGUCCUGCGGGGCGGCGGCCUCGACCUCUUCUGCGCCAACGUCCUGCUCAACCUCUACGCCAAGCUCGGCCCCUUCGCCGGCGCGCGCAGGGUGUUCGACGGCUUGCCGGAGCGGAACACGGUGUCCUUCGUCACGCUCCUCCAGGCCCACGCGCUGCGCGGGCAGUACGAGCCCGCCGCGGCGCUGUUCCGGAGGUUGCGGCUGGAGGGCCACGAGGUGAACCAGUUCGCGCUCACCUCCGUGCUCAAGCUCGUCGUCGCCAUGGACGCUCUGAACCUCGCCUGGGCCGUGCACGCUUGCGCGUGCAGGCUGGGCCAUGACCGGAACGCCUUCGUCGGGUCCGCGCUGAUCGACGCCUACUCCAUGCGCGGGGCCGUCGGCGACGCAAGGCGCCUGUUUGACGGGAUCGUGGGUAAGGACGCCGUUGCUUGGACUGCCAUGGUUUCUUGCUAUUCUGAGAAUAACUGCCCGGAGAACGCGCUUCAGGUUUUCCGGGAGAUGAGGCUGGCGGCUUCUAAGAUCAACCCCUUUGCGCUGACCAGUGUGCUCAGGGCGGCCGUCUGUUUGUCGUCGGUUGCGCUUGGCAAGGGUAUCCAUGCCUGCUCAGUGAAAACGCUUUAUGAUGUCGAGCCUCGCGUUUGUGGUGCGCUGCUUGAUAUGUACGCCAAGUGUGGGAAGAUUGAGGAUGCCCGCUUGGCUUUCGAGAUGGUUCACCAUGAUGAUGUUAUACUCUGGAGUUUUAUGAUAUCCCUGUACGCGCAGAGCAACCAGAACGAGCAGGCUUUCGGGCUGUUCAUCAAAAUGAUGCGGUCUUCUGUGGUGCCUAAUGAAUUUAGUCUAUCAAGUGUUCUGCAAGCUUGUGCCAACAUGCCCCUCUUGGACCUAGGCGAGCAAAUUCAUAGCAAUGCUAUAAAGAUUGGUCACGAGUCUGAGUUAUUUGUUGGAAAUGCACUAAUGGAUCUCUAUGCCAAGUGCAGUGACAUGGAAAGCUCACUCAAGAUCUUCUCGUCAUUGCGGGAUGCCAACGAGGUGAGCUGGAACACAGUUAUUGUUGGUUACAGCCAGUCUGGUUUUGGAGAAGAUGCUUUGAGUGUAUUCCGUGAGAUGCGUGCUGCUUUGGUUCCUUCAACUCAGGUUACAUUCUCAAGCGUGCUCCGGGCUUGUGCGAGCACCGCAUCCAUCAACCAUGUUGGCCAGGUUCAUUGUUUGGUUGAGAAAUCCACAUUCAACAGUGACACCAUUGUAAGUAAUGCACUUAUUGACUCAUACGCAAAGUGUGGAUGCAUCAGGGAUGCUCGCAAGAUAUUUGAAACUCAGAAAGAACACGACUUGAUUUCAUGGAAUUCCAUAAUCUCUGGAUAUGCUAUUCAUGGACAUGCUGCAGAUGCCCGAGAACUUUUUGACAGAAUGAAUAAGAGUGGUAUUGAAGCUAACGACAUCACUUUUGUUGCUCUCCUGUCUGUCUGCGGUAGCACAGGUUUAGUGAGCCAAGGACUCUCUCUGUUUGAUUCCAUGAAGCUUGAUCAUGGCAUCAAACCAUCCAUGGAGCAUUACACUUGCAUUGUUAGGCUUCUAGGACGUGCUGGCCGUCUGCAUGAUGCUCUGAACUUUAUUGGAGAUAUCCCUUCAGCACCAUCUGCUAUGGUUUGGCGUGCAUUGCUUAGCUCCUGUAUAGUGCAUAAAAAUGUGGAUCUGGGGAGAUUUUCUGCAGAGAAGGUGCUUGAGAUUGAACCACAAGACGAGACAACUUAUGUCUUGCUAUCAAACAUGUAUUCUGCAGCUGGAAAUUUGGACGAGGUUGCUCUUUUGAGGAAAUCAAUGAGGAAUAUAGGUGUAAGGAAGGAGACUGGUCUUAGUUGGGUUGAGAUGAAGGGUGAAGUUCAUGCCUUUUCAGUAGGGUUGGAAGACCAUCCAGAUAUGCGAGUGAUACAUGCUAUGCUAGAAUGGCUAAACCUGAAAACCCAUAGGGCAGGUUAUGUUCCUGAUACUGAUGUAGUGUUGCAUGACGUAGAUGUGGAACAAAAGGCUCGCAUGCUGUGGGUGCAUAGUGAGAGGUUGGCUUUAGCAUAUGGGCUUGUGAUGACGCCUCCUGGCCAUCCAAUUCGGAUAAUGAAGAAUUUGCGCUCCUGCUUGGACUGCCAUGCCAUAUUUAAGGUGAUAUCCAACAUAGUAAAACAGGAAAUUAUUGUGAGGGACAUCAACCGCUUUCAUCAUUUUGACAAGGGAACAUGCUCAUGUGCUGACUACUGCCGAAUCAUGUUGGCAUCAAUCAGCAGGGUAAUUUGCCCCCAAAAGAGAGAGGCUUUCUUGAUCUGGACUGAGCAAAGAUCCGAGAUUCCGGCAACCUUUGAGCUACGGAGAAUCGGUGCAUCUUGCCGGGAAGACGACAAACUGUUUCUUCAUCCGCCUGGUCAGGUACUUGCGAAGGCUUUGUACUGCAAGAUUGUUGGGUCUGUAGUUUGUAGUGCUACAUAGUUUGCAUCUCCUCUAAUUCUUGCCCGGAGACAAUUGACUUAUUUUACGCACUUGGUUUCUGCACAACAAAUAACAGCCAUUUCAUUAGGUUGCAAGUAAGUCCUCAUGCCUAUAAUCUGUCGUCCUUGAGCGGCGCUAGUUGGGAUUAGCUGGGUGUUAAACUCAAUUUGUUAAUGGAGUUUAUGCGCAGGGGAAUCGUUUUCUUCCUGGCAUCAAAGCAAAUCUCUCUGCAAGGCCUGGCAUGAGGAACCUGAUCAGUACUUGUAUGACCAUGAAAUGAGAUUCUUGACUUGACUUGUGGCUGCUGAUGGCAUGCAGGGUGAUGAAUGAAGCCUGAGACGGGCUGCCUGCAGGAAACAUACUAACAUGGUACGUUACGUGGCAGACAUACUAACAUGCAAGAUGCAACCAAAGAAUUCCAUCGCCUUCAUGUGCGUGCGUGACAGACAUUUCAGCUUUAUAUAUAUGGGGCCAUUGUGAUAAUGUUUAUCCAGACCUGGUUAUUGUCCAGCACAGUCACUGAUGCAGAUGUUUCUGGAAUCCAGCGCCGGUUGCUUUCGCGGCGGAACGUGACGAUUCGUGGAGGAACAGGCAGAGAUUCCGCCGUUUAGCUCUACGUGUUUGGCAGCCUCCAACAGGUGACGGCGAUGGCACCGGAAUUAUCUCGGUUUUGCGUGCAGGUUAUUAGGUCGUUGAUGCGUAAAUUAUCGUGCUAUUGGAUAGUUAUAUUGGGGUAUGUUUCAACAACUUUUUUCGAGGGUCAAAUUCACUAUGAUGUCACACAUAAUUAUUAUGUCUAUAGUGCAAAAAAUCGAUAUGCAUUACGCAUAAGUUAUCAAGAUACGUCAACAACUUCUUUUAUGUUAAAAUUACCACAGUGUAAUUUAGAAAAAGAAUCACCACAGUUUUGUAAAUACUAACAAAGCAGCCCAUUAUCUAGAAAAGCUGAACAAAAGACAGUAGAAAAGGAAAGGAAAAAAUCGGUAAAAAAGAAAAAAAGAAAAUAGUUUAUUGUUUUCCUGUGGUCAUGUCACAUGGCGGUAUAAAUAUUAUCUGGCCUCAUUUCGACCACAACUGAAGCUAGAUCAAGUGGUUACGAACUGGUACAGCGGCAGGAGAACGAAGCAUGAGAAGUUGGAUGAAAGAAAGUGAAGUCUGAUUUAAACCUUUUAAGUUUACAGAGGGCGUUGAAAUCCGGGAAGUCUAUACCUUGACCUUACCGAUCCGGGUUGUUUUCGACCUUCACGUUACUCAUAGUGACGAAUAUCAUAUACUAUGGUAUAAUAUUACUUUCAUAAUGUAUAUUAGUAUCAUAGAUGGUCUUAUUUAUUAACAUGCACGACACAUAGUAGCAUAUCAUUUAACAUGAUAGACUAGUCAUAGUGGGGAGUAACUAAGUAGUAACAUCAACGCCACGUGGGCAAAAAAUCUGACGUGACAAGUAUUUAAUGUGGAGAGAGAUGGUAGUGGUAACAUAGCUAGUUACCAUCACAUCACAUAUUUCAAUGCACUAUGUGUCUACAACCUAAUAAAUGUUUGUUUGCAUGA
Molecule: messenger RNA, 4257 nt
Organism: Hordeum vulgare subsp. vulgare (domesticated barley)
Lineage: Eukaryota; Viridiplantae; Streptophyta; Magnoliopsida; Poales; Poaceae
Product: putative pentatricopeptide repeat-containing protein At5g13230, mitochondrial
Exons: 4
Coding region: 1-2709 (902 amino acids)
Biological process (GO): RNA modification
Molecular function (GO): zinc ion binding; protein binding; RNA binding
Source: RefSeq, a predicted model, not a curated record